AUGGCGGACAGUCAGUCUCAUCGGUGGCGGAUCACACCGUAUCUGAUCUAUUCAGUCUUCAUUGCGACGCUGGGGCCGCUCCAAUUUGGCUAUCAUCUCGCUGAGCUCAAUGCUCCUCAAGCUGUCAUCAGCUGUGACAUGAAGAAUGUACAUUCGACCGUGGUCAGAGCGAAUGGCUUACCACAGUGCAUCCCCAUGGGACCCUCUCAAUUUGGCCUCGUUUCAUCCAUCUACACGCUUGGUGGCUUGGUGGGAGCUCUGCUGGCAGGUCCCGUGGCCACCAAGUAUGGGCGACGGGUAGCCCUCUUUGCAACCACUGUCUUUUUCAUCACAGGGCCCAUCGCAGAGACGUUGGCACCCGCUGUUCCCGUACUAACCCUGGGCAGGUUCCUUUCCGGCGUGGGAUCAGGCGCGGCAAUUGUUGUUGGCCCUAUCUAUGUAUCAGAAAUUGCACCGCCAGAAUCCAAGGGUCUCUUUGGUGCUUUCACGCAAAUCAUGACCAAUGUCGGCAUCUUGUUGACUCAAACUCUGGGCUACUUCUGGAGUCAUGACAGUCUCUGGAGAUUGAUCCUCGCUGUGGCAGGAAUCAUCGGUGCAAUCCAGUUUCUGGGCCUCUGGGUGGUCUCCGAGACGCCAACCUGGCUCGCCGAGCACCAAUCUGCCAGUCAGGCAUGCCAGGUAUUGCAGCGAAUCCGUGGCAAAGAUGCAGACAUUGAGACAGAGGCUCACGCUUGGGCAGUCGCUAGUGCUCCGGAAGAAGAGUCCCUGCUUGCUCCGUCGGGGGCUUCGGUAACCCCUCAGAAGGAAGCUGUGACAAUUCUGCAGGCCAUCCGUGAUCCAUUCUACCGGCCUGCUAUUAUCGCCGUUGUGGGAGUAAUGAUCGCUCAGCAGUUGACCGGAGUCAAUAGUAUCAUCAUGUAUAGUGUGUCCUUACUGCAGAGUAUUCUUCCGACUGCGGCGGCCUUGCUGAGUGUCCUGAUCUCUGCGAUCAACCUCAUCAUGACGCUGGCUUGCUCUCCUUUGCCCGACCGCAUUGGUCGGAAGACGUGUCUCCUCAUUAGUAUCGCCGGUAUGGGCGGAAGCUCCAUCCUCCUGGCACUCGGCAUCUACUUUGGCCAGCAAGUGGUGUCGGCAAUGGCCGCCUUACUCUUCGUCGCGUCAUUCGCGGUCGGCCUCGGUCCUGUGCCAUUUAUUUUAGCUUCUGAGCUGGUCGGCCCUGAAGCAGUUGGCGCUGCUCAGAGUUGUGCAUUGGCCGCCAACUGGACGGCUACAUUUGUGGUCGCUCAAUUCUUCCCCAUUUUGAACGACGCUCUGGGAGGGCGCGGCAAGAUCUACUGGUUGUUUGCAGGCAUGGCGAUCCUAUUUGGCUUGUUCAUCUACCGCUGGGUUCCCGAGACCAAAGGCAAAGCCAACGCCGACGAAGUUUGGGGCCGAGCAGACCGUCGAGAGGACUGA
Penicillium diatomitis is the source of this 1455-nucleotide messenger RNA. Its product is annotated as putative MFS glucose transporter. Gene Ontology annotation, molecular function: hexose transmembrane transporter activity. NCBI's taxonomy places the organism in Eukaryota, Fungi, Ascomycota, Eurotiomycetes, Eurotiales, Aspergillaceae. The transcript is spliced from 2 exons. Gene Ontology annotation, cellular component: membrane. Gene Ontology annotation, biological process: monosaccharide transmembrane transport. The record is from RefSeq and is a predicted model, not a curated record. Bases 1 to 1455 code for a protein of 484 amino acids.